GUAUUUGGCCAGGCUUUGGCUAUAAAUACAAACCCAUCUCUUUCUUGUCUUUAUAAACUCAUGCUGUAGUGAUCAAAGUUAACCAAACACAGCACUAACUCAUCAAUCAUCCAUUUUUAAGAAGAAAAAUAAUCUGAGAGAGGGAAAAAAAAUUAGAAAUAAUGGCAAGUGUUGAUGUAGCUGUGUUUGAGCAUGGUGAAGUUGACAAAAAGGUGCAAAACGAUGUUGUAAGUGGUUGCUGCCAUGGCAAAGGUCCAGGCUAUGCUACUCCCUUGGAAGCCAUGGCUGGGCCCAGAGAAUCUCUCCUUUAUGUUACUUGUGUUUAUACUGGAACUACGAUACAGAAGCCUGACUACUUGGCCACAGUUGAUGUGGAUCCAAACUCUCCUACAUUUUCUAAAGUUAUCCAUCGAUUGCCUGUCCCUUAUUUGGGGGAUGAGUUGCAUCAUUCAGGUUGGAAUUCCUGCAGCUCUUGCCAUGGAGUACCAUCUGCUGACAGACGUUUUCUUGUGCUUCCUUCUUUGAUAUCAGGAAGAAUUUACAUUGUAGACACCAAAAAGAAUCCAAAGGCCCCAUCAUUGCACAAAGCUGUUGAUCCUGAAGAAAUCUUGGCAAAGACUGGAUUAGCUUACCCCCACACUGCUCAUUGUCUUGGCUCUGGUGACAUCCUAAUCUCAUGCCUUGGAGGCAGUGAUGGGAAAGCUGAGGGAAAUGGGUUUCUCCUACUCGACUCUGAAUUUAAUGUGAAAGGAAGGUGGGAAAAGCCAGGACAUAGUCCUUCCUUUGGCUAUGAUUUCUGGUACCAACCACGACAUAAUACAAUGAUAAGCUCAUCAUGGGGAGCCCCCCUGGCAUUUUCUAAAGGUUUCAACCCUCAGCACGUGGCAGAGGGUCUAUAUGGAAGACACUUAUACGUAUAUAGCUGGCCUAGUGGCGAGUUAAAACAAACAUUGGACCUCGGCAAUACUGGACUUAUACCCUUGGAGAUAAGGUUCCUUCACGAUCCUUCUAAAGAUACUGGCUUUGUUGGCUGUGCACUAUCAAGUAACAUGGUUCGGUUCUUUAAGAACCCAGAUGAAUCCUGGAGCCAUGAGGUUGCAGCAUCUGUCAAACCACUAAAGGUGCAAAACUGGGUUCUACCUGAGAUGCCCGGUCUAAUAACCGACUUUUUGAUCUCCUUAGAUGAUCGGUUUAUAUACUUCUCGAACUGGCUUCAUGGAGAUAUUCGACAAUAUAACAUUGAGGAUCCAAAGAACCCCGUUUUGACUGGUCAAGUGUGGGUUGGAGGACUUAUUCGAAAGGGAAGUCCUGUUGUGGCAGAGGCUGAAGAUGGUUCAACCUUUCAGGUUGAUGUUCCAGAAGUUCAGGGCCAAAAACUGAGAGGUGGACCUCAGAUGAUACAGUUAAGUUUAGAUGGGAAACGACUUUACGUGACCAACUCCCUCUUUAGCGCAUGGGACAAUCAAUUCUAUCCUGAAUUAGCAGAGCAAGGAUCUCAUAUGUUGCAAAUUGAUGUCGAUUCCGAGAAAGGCGGCCUUGCUAUAAAUCCCAACUUCUUCGUAGAUUUUGGCUUGGAACCUGAUGGUCCUUCCCUUGCCCAUGAAAUGAGAUACCCAGGUGGUGACUGCACUUCAGAUAUAUGGAUUUGAGUUUAUAAUUAACUCAGCAAAUAAGAUUUCAUUGUGUUAAAUAAAUCUACACUAUGUUUGGAUAAUGAAAUAUACCUGAAUCCACUCACAGUGUCAGUGUUUCUGAAUAUUAACUACAGUAUACAGAUAGUUCUUUAUAACCUUUAUUGUAAUGUAUGUAUAACUCUUGAAAUGCUGGUUUGAAUAGCUACCACUGAGUUCAUGUAUAUUCUAUUUCGCUUGUGAGAGAAGUCAUCCUUACAUGGAGCUCUGUAGAAUACCAUGCACAAAUGAAUAUGUACUUCUAUUUCCCAAUGCAAAAUGACCAUGAACAUAGAUAUAUAAAAUCGAAGAAGCGAGCUUAGACAUGGAUGAUCUGAUCUAUUAUGCACAUCUAUAUCAGUGUAAUUUACAAGUUUGCUAGCUGUAUAAUAAAUAUGCAUAAUUUCGUAAUUCUUUUCUUAGCGAAACUAAAUCAUAGAUAGAAUUUGAAAACACAAGAAAGAUUCGGCACCCAUUAAAAUGAUAUUCUAGCUUCGUUCCUGCGGGCCUAGUUCAAAAGUGUAAACUCGUCUAUACCUAUCGACCUUUGUGCGGUUGUGCCUUUAUAUAUAGGCAGACCAGGUAUACGAAAUUGCUCACGGGCUUAUUGCUCGGGUAUAACUUCUUAUUACGCUUAUAUCCGAAACGACAACAAAAAUGCUCGAGAGCGCACUAAAGAAUCCGAUCCCUAUGACUCUAAGAAUGAAUCUAUCAUCAUCUGAACUAUACUUACAAAGUCAUAGCAUGAUAGCAUCAGUAUUUUAUAUUUACAUGUUGAGAUGAUGACUAUAGUUGACUUGCUAUACUCCUAAAUAUCUCUUCAUGUCCUUGAAUCGACCACAACAGUAAAGUACACCACACCUAGCAUUAUCAACUUGUCUCGAGGAAUAUAUUCAGUGCACUAUGAAAGUGGCCACUGUCCAAUUUUUAUGUCCUUUCUUUCUCUUCAUUUCUAGGAUAAUAAUGCCUAUAUAAGAGAAUAGUAGUAACAAUUUCACUUCUCAUCUCAAAAUAGAAACCCAAGAAAAAAGUGUAAUAACAAUACCCAACAAUGGAGUACUAUCAAAACUACAGGCCAUACACAGAACAAGAGUAUGACAGUAGCGCGACUCAGAUACAGUACACUGAGCACGAGCACGAGCACGAGCAGUUCAGCAAUGGCCAGGCUGAGGUUGAUCAAGAGACGAUGUUCUCAGAGCAGAAAAACUACAUUAGCUUCAACGCUAUGCGAGGCGAUCAGGCACCGUCAUCCCAGGGAAGUAACGGUCUUCAUCCGGCAAACACUUGGCGUCGUGGCCACUCCAAGUAUAACAGGUGCAGGGGAUGAUAACAGGGCAGCGCAGGAGAUAAUAAGAGAGAAUUAUUGGGACUUCAGUUUCUUCAUGGCUGCUUUUCCUAAGUCUUAGCUAGUUUCCAUGAUGAUGCAUAUUAAUGUCAUAAAUAAAACUAAGCCAUGUUCUAUGGGAUUCUGAAGUACUGUACUGCAGAUUUGUUAAGGAUAUUCAUAUCCACAUAUCCAUGCCUAAUCAAAGACUAUUUUCUUGUGAUAA
Molecule: messenger RNA, 3220 nt
Organism: Beta vulgaris subsp. vulgaris (sugar beet)
Lineage: Eukaryota; Viridiplantae; Streptophyta; Magnoliopsida; Caryophyllales; Amaranthaceae
Product: selenium-binding protein 1
Exons: 8
Coding region: 162-1649 (495 amino acids)
Molecular function (GO): selenium binding
Source: RefSeq, a predicted model, not a curated record